Molecule: messenger RNA, 351 nt
Organism: Prorocentrum cordatum
Lineage: Eukaryota; Dinophyceae; Prorocentrales; Prorocentraceae
Source: the annotation of a GenBank genome assembly
AUGCCGCCCUUCCACGCUGGCUGGGAGGCCAUCCACGCGGUGUCCAUGGAGGUCGACGGCGCCAAGGUUUCGGUCGACGUCAGUGCCGACAUGAUGAUGCCGCUGCGGGUGAAGUACAACGAGCCAGACAACGUCGUCGUGCCCAUCAUGGCUUACAAGAUCCGCCAUCUGCCGUUGGGGCCGAAGGCUGUGGCGCUGCUCAAGCUGCUCCACAGCUAUCCGAAGCUCGCCGCCGCGGUCGUCAUCCACGAUCGCAAUCGCAUGAAGGUGGUUAAGAAGAAGACCGACAGCGAGAGGCUCAGGGCCAGGGCCGCUUCCAAGGCAAAGGCGGAGGAGGCGAAGGCCCUUUAG